CAGCUCUGCGCAGGCGCGGUCAAGCUUCGAACAUUGUGGCUAAACAGGUAGUAGAUCUUUAACAAUGCCUAAAGAAUAGAUUGUUCUCGAAAAACAGAUUACCAUAACGGAACAGGGUUAAAUCAUCGUAAUGGAGCUGGCACAACGGGACAAGCUCUCGGAGCUGGUGGAGGAGCUCACCACAUCUGGACAGCAGCAGCUCAACCAAGAGAAGAUUAAGGAAAUCAAGAAGAUCUGCAGACUAUCUAAGGACUAUGUAGAUCAUGUAUACGACUCUGUGAUGGCACAACUUGAUAAAGAACAUGCAGAAAUCCGACUUUCAGCCUUCCAGAUAGCCAGUGAACUCUUCUCCAGGUCACACCAAUUCAGAAUUCGUCUUGUGGAUAACUUUCAGGAGUUUUUAGAAUUAACUGUGGAGACUGACUCGGAUCAACCUCUCCCGCCACCAAAAGAGGUGGCCAAGAAACUUAAGAUAUCUGCUAUCAAAACCAUCCAAUCCUGGCAAGCUCAAUAUGGAACCGCAUACAAGAAGUUGGCCCUGGGAUACCACUUCAUGAAACAAGUCAAGAAUGUUGACUUUAAUGAUGUUCAGGCCAGGACUGUAGCAGAGAGGAGCCGAGAAAAUGAGAGACAGAGGAGGAUGGAAAGGAUCUACAAAGAUAGGGUGGAGACCGCUGCUAAAGAGAUGGAAGAGUCCCACCAGGAAAUUGAGACGACUGUAACGGAGAUGAAGUCGUGUCUGAAGUUGCUGCUCCCUGAUGAGUUCGGCCUCUCGGACCAAACGGCUCCAGGCCCUGACAGCCGGACCCUGGGAGAUACAGCCCCGGGGGGCCGGGGGCUGGCCAGCAGACAGCUUUCUGAGGAGCACCGGCCUGGGUCCAGCCUCACAGCGGAGGAAGCAAUAGGGAAGGAGAAGAAUGGAGGGAACAAUGAAAGGAGACAAGAGGAAGAUGAGAAGAAAUGUCUGGACGCUAGGAUGGAAGAAAAACCUUCACUAGAGACAUUUGAGACGGUGGAAUUGGAAGGAAGAGAGGAGCUUAGCAUGAAACAAGAGGAAAAGGAGGUUGACAGAGAUGAGGAGGAGACUUGGAUGAAUGAUGUUUCUUAUGAGGAUGUUUUCAUUAGAAACUCUGGUCUCAUAUCUCAUUCGUACACUCUGAACAUCAAUGUAGAGUCUGACGUCCAGGUUAAAGAGACAGACGAUAACGAAGCUGUGGUUUCCACAUUAAUUGAACUCCAUCGCUUGAUCACCACAAAACACCUGCCAGCCGUAAAGAGCUGGGUACAAGUUUUCACCAGGUCGGGCCCUGAGCAGCUGCAGUUGUUGAGGUCAGCGCUCCUACUGAAGAUGUCUUUAGAGUCGCUCCUGAAGAAAGAGAAGUUGCUCCACAUUGAUUACAAGACCAGGAUACGGAAAGUGACUCGGGCCACUGCAGACGUUGAGGAGGAUGAUGAAGAGGAGGAUGAGGAUGACUUUGAGGAAGUUCCAGAGAAGGAAGGGUUUGAACCCCACAUUCCUGACCACCUUAGAGAAGAGUACGGUCUUGAACCCUCAGCAUCCACCUCUGCAGCACCAUCCACCCAGAGAGCUCUACCUAAGAGGCCGGCCCCAGUGGUCUCCCCCUCCACCACCGCUAGACGGCUGAGGAGGAGGCUGGAGGAGGAGAGGGAUCCUACCUGUGCGGCCGCCACACUGCAUCUCUUGAAAGGACAAAUGCGUCCCUGCACAGGCCCAAGCCCAAGAGUCUCGGAGCCCCCAAGCCCUGCUGUAGGCUCUGCCCCCGCGGGGGGCGACGGGGCCCCUGAUGCUCCCAUCGUCCCCUUCGGUCUGGACCUGUACUACUGGGGCGAGAAGCAGCCCGGUGCAGGCAAGAUGAUCAAGUCGACAUCCCAGCACCGUUUCUGGGUUCCCAGCGAGGUGGAUGAGGAGACGGAGAACCCAGAGUUGUUGGCUGAGAGCAGCAGCAGAUACAUCUCCUUCCCAGGGACCUUCACCCCCGUCUCCCACCACUGCAACGCACUGCUGGGGAACGGCAGACUGUGCCCCCGUCAGGACCGGGUCAAGUGCCCGUUCCAUGGAGUGAUCGUUCCUCGCGACGCUCGCGGCCGGCCGAGCCGGGCGGAGGACCGGGCACGGGAAGAACGGGAGGAGCGACGGCACAGGGAGAGCCAUCCUGACUGGCAGGAUGUGGAGCUGAUGCAGGACAUUGAGGCGGCGACGGGAGAAGACCUGGGCUCCAAGAGGCUGCUGGGGAAAGGAAAAGGGAAGGGGAAGGGGAAGUACCCCAACCUCAGCAAUCUGAAGAAGAGUGCCAACACCUCCCGGUCCAGGCUGGAAAAUAAAGUUUUCAACAAGAAAUCGGUGCGGCGAGUGUCUGAGGUGAUGACCAAGAUCGACAGUAGGAAACAUGAGAAGUUCUCUAAUCAGUUUAACUAUGCGCUGAACUGAUUGGCUCAUGACCAUAUGCUACAUUUGGGCCUGGUUGUACUGGGGUUGGUCAUGUAUAACAACGUAGACCUACCACGAGAAUGAAGCCAAGCCGAGAUCCAGCGUAAAGAAGGUAAGCAUCAGGAUAAUACGACCGAAGAUGAAAAGACCUAUGCAUCAGGAUCAGACGUCUGAAAAGAAAUAAACAUCAGGAUAAGACGUCUGAAAAGUCCUAAAUAUCAGGGUCAGACGUCUGAAAAGACCUAAACAUCAGGAUCAGACGUCUAACCUUAACCCUAAUGUCAAGCUAAAUUGUCCCACGAAGCACAUCCUCAAGUUGACCAUUUAAAUAUUACAACGUUUUAUAUGUAAUGUAAAUAUUCUUGUUAAGUUAAUGGAUUUCUGUAUUAAUGUUUAUUGUGAGUUGGCUCAUUCAACCACAUACUAUUAAGCAUUUGAAGUAAUACACUGCACUGUAUAAUGUGUGUUGGUCUUAGAUAAGCAGCAUAUCUAAAAUAUACAUUUCUUUGUUUGCUAUAAUUUUAUUUAUUUUUUGCACUUAACAACAAUGCAGGUUGCAAUACAAUAAUGUAUUAUAUAUAUGGGUAUUAUGCAUCAUACAAGCAAAACAUGUUAGCUGGCAGUGAAUAUUGCUUGUUUGAUGCUCCAUGUUUGAUAAAUAGGUGUUUCCUUUUUUUUCAAAAGUUUCUAUUGUUCAAUUUGGAAAUUAUAUGUUUUUUCCAUUGAGGAACUUGUGGCUUAUCUUUCUCCUCUUUUAGAUAGUAAUUAACUAAUAGUUGACUGAUUAGUUAAAAAUAUCAUUAUUGUUCUAUCAACAUUUUUAAGUAUGUAUUCCAUUAUUAAAUUCUAGAAUAUCAGCAA
Molecule: messenger RNA, 3310 nt
Organism: Gadus morhua (Atlantic cod)
Lineage: Eukaryota; Metazoa; Chordata; Actinopteri; Gadiformes; Gadidae
Gene: uvssa
Product: UV-stimulated scaffold protein A
Exons: 15
Coding region: 131-2449 (772 amino acids)
Biological process (GO): transcription-coupled nucleotide-excision repair; response to UV
Cellular component (GO): chromosome
Molecular function (GO): RNA polymerase II complex binding
Source: RefSeq, a predicted model, not a curated record